This is a messenger RNA of Talaromyces stipitatus ATCC 10500, 1056 nucleotides long. RefSeq lists its product as uncharacterized. Bases 1 to 1056 code for a protein of 351 amino acids. Lineage: Eukaryota; Fungi; Ascomycota; Eurotiomycetes; Eurotiales; Trichocomaceae. The transcript has 2 exons. The record is from RefSeq and is a predicted model, not a curated record.
AUGGUUUCACGGAUCAGCUUCUCACAAGAAAGCGUGGAGCCCACCUAUAAUCUAACAGUAUUCGAUCAGGAUGGCCACUUUAUUCGGGAGUCUCAAGCUAUGAAUGCAUCCAGUGUCUCGUAUCCUUUCGAGCCCUCAGAUACACUGCCAGAUAAUGUGAAUCCGACGCUUCGUAGUUUGAUGGAUAAGCUUAAAGAAUCAAAAGAGUCCAAAGAAUCGAGUUUUCUCGAAGGUUUGUUCAAUACACUCUGCGCGGCUGGAGAGACCGUCAAGCAUCCGCCUAAUUCUUACGCUGAGACGAUGAUGAGUAUCUUGCGGAAACCCCUAGCCGUCGUACAGAUGGGAUUCAGUCUGGAGUUAGCCAAUGCACCCUUGGCCAAUCAUUCCACCAUCGCGUAUUUGAGAUUAGAAGACAUCACGUCGUAUAAUAUCAGCAUGAAACUUGGAGACAAGACAAACAGGUUGGUUGGGCUUGUCGGAUACUUCAUGCAGAAAAAAGAUGAUCCUUCAUCAUAUGACAUGAACUCCCUCUUCUCCUACUUUGCUCCAUCCCAAGCUAGGGGACCCAGCGUCUCGAUAGCAGAGUUCUUCAGUCUCGAGCCGUAUUACCUCAAUCCAGCCGAUUACAACCAAAAUGAAAUCAGCUACGCCCAAGCUCACGACAACAAGCGUCAAGUCAUCGCCGCGAUCGCCGAUCCUUUCGUAUCCGUUCACGCAAAUACUGAAAUGCUACCCAUAAAACUUCUCUCCUUACCACCAUGGACCAUUUCAUCCGGCAUCAAACGUGUCUCAACAUUCUACCGCAUGGGUCCGCUGCUAAUACCCGGCGAUCCAGUGCCUGAUUUUGUGGAGGCGAAGAAAGUCAAUCAUGAUAAUCAGUUGGAUGAGAAGAAUAUUCCUGACACGACGGGGAGUAUUCCGGUUCCUGUUGCGUUGAAUAAGGAUGGGUGGGUAUGCUUGCAACCUUUCUGGCAGGAGGGAAAUAGUAAGGAUGGCGGUGAGACGGAGUACAAUUUUCUGGAUAUUGAUGGGGAAGGCGGACAGAUACCUCUGUAA